Zingiber officinale is the source of this 2129-nucleotide messenger RNA. RefSeq names its product type IV inositol polyphosphate 5-phosphatase 7-like. The coding region runs from base 290 to 1921 and encodes 543 amino acids. Gene Ontology annotation, molecular function: phosphatidylinositol-4,5-bisphosphate 5-phosphatase activity; inositol-polyphosphate 5-phosphatase activity; phosphatidylinositol-3,4,5-trisphosphate 5-phosphatase activity. The record is from RefSeq and is a predicted model, not a curated record. Lineage: Eukaryota; Viridiplantae; Streptophyta; Magnoliopsida; Zingiberales; Zingiberaceae. The transcript has 13 exons. Gene Ontology annotation, biological process: phosphatidylinositol dephosphorylation.
UCCUGCUCGGUUCUUGUUGUUUAGUGCACGGGACGCUGGAGGGAGGUCCCUCGGUCGACGGAGGAGCCACGCUUUUCCCUUAUUUUGCAGCAGCUUCUCAGUCCGCUGGCCCAUCGCUGUGGCGAGAUCUCUUAAAUCGGCGUGCCGAAAACUCCAAUCGGGCUCGGUCCUCUCCUGCUGCCUCCUUCUUGUUCCUUCUGAAACCUCCGGUUUUGCUGCUGUUCGCCAUCGGUCGGGCCGAGAUUGGUUAAAUAUUCUCUGGGCGGAUGCAUGAAGGAGUGCUGGAACGAUGAGAGAUGAGCGCUCGGUGAAAAGCAAGCUGUCUUGGACGAAGAAAUUUGUCAAGAAAUGGCUCAACGUUAAGGGCAAAUUUGAGGGUUUUCAAUCGCAUUCUAAUGUUGGUGGAGGAGGAGAUAUCUGCACCGAGAGGGAGACAUUCAAAGUGAAUGAAACUAUAGCUGCAAGUCCAAACAAGCCGAGUUUGGAUAGAGUCGGAGAAGGAAGAUUUGAAGUCGAUUUAGCUCAAGCUACCUGUGCUGAGGACUACAAAGUAUUUGUGUCGACAUGGAAUGUAGGUGGAAAAUCUCCAUCAAAGAGUUUGAAUCUUGAAGGAUGGCUCCUUGCUACACCCCCUGCAGACAUAUAUGUCUUAGGAUUUCAAGAGAUUGUUCCUCUCAAUGCCGGCAAUGUUCUCGGCGCAGAAGACAAGCGGCCAGCCAAGAAAUGGUUGGCACUCAUCAGAAAGACACUCAACAGUCUGCCUGGUACAUAUAGUUGUGGAAGCUGCAGCACACCGUCUCCCGUUCCGAAUCCUCUUGUGGAGUUAGAUGUUGAUUUUGAAAAUUCUUCCGUGAGGGAGAAGAGUUCGUCAUUCAUGCACCGAUGUUCGUUACAUUCCCUGAGCCGUAGUUUAAGAAUUGAUUCUGAUACCAUGGUGAUACAACCAUGGAUUGAUCGUAGGUAUAGCGUGUGUGACAGAGUAAGCAUUGGUAGCAGACCGAGUGACUUUGAUCCCUGCUUCAUAAGUGGAGAUUCAUCUGAUGAUGAGAAAGUUGGGGGAGAACCACUUUCUACAGCUAGUUACUCGCCAGCGUCAUUUGUGUACGGUGCUCAGUCCUGUAAGGAAGAAAGAAGCCGAUCAUCGUUGGACUCUAGUUAUUGCUAUUGCUUGAUCACAAGUAAGCAGAUGGUUGGCAUCUUUCUAACGAUCUGGGCGCGAGAUGAAAUUAGAGACAGUAUACAGAACCUGAAGGUUUCAUGUGUGGGCAGGGGAUUGAUGGGUUAUCUAGGCAAUAAGGGUUCAAUAUCGAUCAGCAUGACUUUGCAAAGAACAAGCUUCUGCUUCGUAUGUAGUCAUUUAACCUCAGGAGAAAAAGAGGGCGAUCAACGACGGAGGAAUUUAGAUGUUUUGGAGAUUCUAAGAAAGACUAGGUUUCCUCGAAUUCACAGCAUAUGCAAUGAGAAGUCUCCUGAAACAAUUCUCGAGCACGAUCGAGUUAUAUGGCUUGGUGAUUUAAAUUACCGGAUUGCUCUUUCCUAUCAGUCAGCUAAGGCUCUAGUUGAAAUGUGCAAUUGGAGAUCGUUGUUGGAAAAAGAUCAGCUGCGAAUAGCGCAACGUCGCGGCCAUGUUUUUGAUGAAUGGAAAGAAGGAAACAUAUCCUUUCCUCCGACCUACAAAUAUUCAAACAACUCAGAUAGAUACACAAGCGAUGGAAUUUGCCACAAGGAGAAGCGAAGGACGCCGGCAUGGUGCGACCGGAUUUUAUGGUAUGGAAGAGGCCUUACUCAGUCAGCUUAUGUACGCGGAGAAUCAAGAUUCUCCGACCAUAGACCUGUAUACGGCAUGUUCAAUGCAGAGGUCACCCGAAUCAAGAACAACACGAGCUGUUCUAAUUCUCAUUUGGACUCGGAAGAAUUCUAGUCAUACUCACAUGGUCAAUCAUACAGAAAGAAACAUGUUUCGAUUGACAGGAAUGAAGUAAUGAGGAAUUGAGCCAUGAAACCCCAAAGUCAAGCAAGCAUCGAUAUGUUUUUUCCAGACUUCAGGUUCUCUCAUCUGUUGUUCGAACAGGUAAACAGGCAGGCUGCUUUCCUUUCUCUCUUCCGAGAAACUUCCUCUGUCAAACGGC